AUGUGUUCAAUUCCUGGACUUCCAUCGCCAGGAUUAGAGGUGUCUGUGCUCAUCACCAGGGUAAACCUAAAAUCCAGUCAUGGCUUGCUGGAGUUAUGGGUCAACAUGGAUGAUGGAAAGAAAUGCAUUUAUGAGCAGAUGAAGGAGGAAAUUCAAACCCCCCAGAGAAGUUUUUACAGAUCGGAAGGAAAACCAGGGGAUCUCUGCGUAGUUUGCAUCAAAGACAAGUGGCACAGAGCAAGGAUUGUAUCGAUCCAAAGUGAAACUUACAAUGUUUUUCUAAUUGACCAAAGCCAGCCUCAUGCCACCACAAGUGAAGCUCUAGCAUGGAGCAAGAGUGGCAGUUUUCUUCUUCCUCCUGAAAUUGAAUUGUGCAUUCUUGCAAAUGUCAUGCCCCUACAAAACGAGUGGCCUGAAACGGCCUCAAAGUUUUUGAUGUGUUUGCCAAGGAAGAAGUUUAAAGGACUGGUUCAGGAUGUGUUUAUGCCAGACAGGAUUAUUCUCCUUGAGAUACCAGUUGUUGCGAACUAUAUGUGUAAGCUUGGAGUUGCAAAGAAGAUUAAAGCUGAUCAGUCUAAAGGACUCUUGCAGAAAUAUCUUCAUGCAAUCAGAGAAGAUUUAUCAGAGUCCCUCUGUUUAACAUUGGAACCGGAACCUGAUGUCCCCUGCCACUUUGUCCAAUGUGACCAUUACUUUUACCCUGAGCUGACAAUUGACACUUUUGAAACAGUUUACGUGACUGAAAUAAUCAAUCCUCUGAAUAUUUUUUGUAUGCUCUUCAUUUUUUCCAAAGCAGUGAAACUGUUGUCUGAACAGAUCCACCAGCACUAUGAAGAGAGCUCAUAUUUUGGACCAGCACAACCACAGAGCUGCGGGGAUCCUUGUGCAGCCAGAGGAACUGAUGGAAAAUGGUGCCGCUCUUUGCUGAAGCAAAACAUCGAGACUAGUGAGGAUGCUGCCAAGGAUGAUAUAGAAGUCUUCCAUGUGGAUGCGGGCAAAACUGAACUGGUUAAAGCUGAAGACAUUAGACCGCUUCAUGGAAAAUUCCUGAAAAUGCCAGUUGUUACAUAUCUCUGUUCUCUGAAUAAAAUAACAAAUACUAACAGAGAGGAGGCCGCAGACAAGACUGAUGAUUUAAAAUCAAUGCUCCUUAACCAGAUGGUGGUUGCAAGGUUUGACCACUACAAUAAACAUCAAGACGUCUACUAUGUCACGCUUUACUCAGCUUAUGAUGCAUGUCUGAAUGAUAUUUUUCUUGAAAAAGCUGGACCCGUUUCAUUCUCUGAGUCUGAACAAGCUUCAAAUGUUCACAAUAAUGCUUUGUUUCCCAUUUCCUUGGAGGAAAAAAAGACCAUUGAUUUGCUUUUCAAGGCCAAGAAAAUUGAUGGUUUUCAAGAAGAAACUGGGUCAGGCACAAAAAUACAAGUGGGCAACGACCGUGUUGAUGACUCGUCUACUUCUGGCAAUAUUACUCGUACCAAAAUAAGCGCUGUUCCUGUACUACACAAUAAUGGACAUCUUUCCUCAAGCUUACUUUCUGAAGUACAAAAUGCUUGUGAUGACAGUGUGUUUCCUGUAGGAAAAACUGUUCAUGUAAAAGUAUCUUGCAUAGAAAGUCCACAGAAGUUCUGGUGUCAAGAAACGGAAAGUGCAGAUUCUUUUAGACAGCUUAUGCAAGAUCUUCAAGCCCAUUAUGCAUUUGCCCAUCCUCAGCCACUAGUAGAGUCUAUCUGUGUUGCUCGUAAUCCAGAGAAUAAAAUGUGGUACAGAGCAAGCAUCGUUGCACGUCAUGACACCCCUACUGUCGAUGUGAGGUUUAUAGACUAUGGUCAAACUCAAAGCAUCCCUUUGCGAGACGUGCACCCCAUUGAUCCAGUCUUUUUGCAGCUCAAAGCGCAGGCUUUUCAGUGCUGCUUAUUCAUUCUGAACAAUCCUACUGAGCCCACUCACAAUAGUUGGACUGAUGCUGAAUUUAAUGAAUUCCUGAAGUUUGUGGAUCCUGGUACAUCAUCAGACACGGAGUUGAAAUGUCUUGUGAAAGCUGUAACUUCCGAUGAAGAUGGUCUUCUGGUUAACGUGGUAGACAUUCAAAGAGAGUCUGAGAGUGUGUGCGAGCUUUUGACUCAAAAACGUGCUCAGUCUAAAGUUCAGGAGCAAAUGCCUUCAGCGAUCUCAUUGGAUGGAUACUGUUAUUCCACGCUCAAUAUUGAGGUGGGUGGAGAAGAAAAAGUGUUGGUAACCUCUGCAAAGACUGUCCGUCACUUCUACUGCCAACUGCACAGAAAUGCACAUGUGCUGGACAAACUGAUAAAAAAUAUUGCAAAACUAUUCAACAAACCACAGAGUUUAGAGGACACCCCUGAACUUAACAGCAUUUGCUUGGCAAGGCACAUUGAUAAGUGGUACAGAGGUCAGAUCGUAGAAACAUCUCCAAAACUUAAAGUGCACUUUGUUGACUAUGGAGACACUCUUGCCAUUUCUAAAUCAAGCAUUUACCCCUUUCCUUCAGGAUCGAGCGUUGCAAGGUUUGUUCCUGUGCAGGCUAUUCCACUUGCACUAUUUGAUAUGCCUGCUGAUUUACCACAAGAUGUGAACCAGUGGUUUGCAGAUUUUGCUGUUGGUCAUAGUUUUACUAUUUCAGUUGUCGCAAAAAGUGAAGAAAGGAAGCUAAUUGUUGAACUGUUUGAUGGGUCUCUUAGUGUAAACAUUAUGGUCAGAGAGAAAGUGGAAAAAAUUAAGCUAGCCAGGACUUGCAUGAAUCAAAACACUGACGAGCACCUUUCAGUUGGCUCAAAAGCUGCUUUACCAGAUGGGGACAGUUCAGAUCAAGAACUUAAUGAAGCAUCUGUAAUUAAGACAACUGAACAGGAAGACGACCACAGCUGGAAUACACAUAAAGACUCUCCACCACAGAUGGAACAAGAAAAGGUUUUAGAUGGACGAAAUCCAACUUUGGGUGUCGUUUCUGUCAAAGAAACCAUUGCAGAGAUUUCCAUUCAGGAUUCUCCCAGCUUCCUAAAAAUGUCUCCACAUUCCACUCAUGUUUGCCCAGAAGGAAAGGGUAAGAUCUACAGGUACAAGUGGCCCACUGUUUCCCAAAACAUGAUUGUGGAUGCUCAUGCUUCCUACAUUGUGGGACCAGAUCACUUUUGGUGCCAGUAUACAAAUACAGAAGACCUUACUAUUGUAACAAAAUUUGCUGAAGAGGCUGGGCAAGCACACACCGUGUUCCCAUCUGGGGAGCUGGAACCUGGCAGUCAGUGUAUUGCUUUUUCCAACAACCUGUGGUACAGAGCUCAGUUGGCCAACACUGAAGAUCUAGAUGAAGUAUCACAGCUUGCUCAAGAGGCUGGACAGGCAGAACAAGACAUAUUUUCCAAGAGCCUCAGUCCUGGCAGUCCAUGUCUUGCUUUGUUUCCAAGUGACAACCAGUGGUACAGAGCUCAAGUACUUCAUAAAAGUGAGGAAACUCUACACGUCCUGUUUGUUGAUUAUGGAAAUGAGUCUGAAGUUGACAUUAAGAAUGUAAAACCUUUGACCCAGUGUCUCCUGGAGAUUGCUCCUCAGGCUUUUUUGUGUUGUCUGAGUGGAUUUGAUAAGUCCAAAGGAUCCUGGAAAGAUGACGCUUCUGAUGCCUUCUACAACCUUUUGGUUGAUAAACCUCUCAAAUUGUCAGUUGUUGACAUGAACAACCAUUCAGAGAUUGCAGUUCCUCAGUAUUCAGUAGAAAUUGAGCAUGAAGAAGUAAAUAUACAUGCAGCUAUGCUGCAAUACUGGAAGCCAGUUACAGAAGACUCUUCUAUGACAGAAAAUCAACAAUCAAUCAACUCAAGUCAAGUUGGUCCUGACCAUUCUGACACAGCACAUCUUUGUGUGUCUAAAACAACUUUAAUGAAAGCUGACAUGUUCAAAGAUCCCAUGAUAUCCAGGGCUCAGACAGAGAUGAUCUAUGCAUCUUGUAUUUCUGAGCCAAGUUUCUUCUGGUGUCAGUUGGCCAACACUGAAGAUCUAGAUGAAGUGUCACAGCUUUCUCAGGAGGCUGGACAGGCAGAACAGGAUACAAUCUUUUCUAAGGCCCUUGGUCCCGGCAGUCCAUGUCUUGCUUUGUUUCCCAGUGACAACCAGUGGUACAGAGCUCAAUUAGUUCGCAAAAGUGAGAAAAUGCUACAUGUCCUGUUUGUUGAUUACGGAAAUGAGUCUGAAGUUGACGUUAAGAAUGUAAAACCUUUGACCCAGAGUCUCCUGGAGAUUGCUCCUCAGGCCUUUUUGUGUUGUCUGAGUGGAUUUGAUGAGUCCAAAGGAUCCUGGAAGGAUGAAGCUUCUGAUGCCUUCUACAACCUUUUGGUUGAUAAACCUCUCAAAUUGUCAGUUGUUGACAUGAAGGACCAUUCAGAGAUUGCAGUUCCUCAGUAUUCAGUAGAAAUUGAGCAUGAAGGAGUGGUUGUGAAUAUGCUGAUGGAGAAAUACUGGAGAGCAGAAAGUCUGGAAACGGGUUAG
Molecule: messenger RNA, 4497 nt
Organism: Nematolebias whitei (Rio pearlfish)
Lineage: Eukaryota; Metazoa; Chordata; Actinopteri; Cyprinodontiformes; Rivulidae
Product: tudor domain-containing 6-like
Exons: 2
Coding region: 1-4497 (1498 amino acids)
Source: RefSeq, a predicted model, not a curated record